AUGGUAAAUAUCAAAACCAAGUCGGACUACGUCAUCACCGACAACUUCAAGCCCGGGCCAAAGAAUGGCCAUCUCUCGGUAAAGGACCCCAACUUUGCAGAGGUCGAGGCCGCUACAGUCGAGGCCUUGGCGCCACUGUGGGAGGCCGCGGUGCCCUUGGACAAGUUCAAAGAGGGCUGGGUCACGGCGCCGCCCGCCAUACCCGACGGUUGUCCCGAGCCAGGAAAAGAUGUAUUCAUUUCCCAGAUGAAGGUAACGGUGCGGGACGGUACCGAAAUCGAAAUCCAGAUCUACCGACCGCCCGAGCUGCGGACUGACGCUGCGCUGGUAUUUCGGAUGCAUGGCGGAGGUUGGACUGUGGGCAGUCAUUCUACAAGCCUGCGAUUUCAUGGCGAUUCACCUGUUCCCCCUUCGCAACUGACAAGGAGUUCUAGGGCGCCAGAGUUUCCCUAUCCAUACCCGAUUGAAGACUCGUGGGACGUUCUCAAAUGGUGUAAAGUACAUGCCAAGUAUCUGGGAGUCAAUCCCGAAAAGAUCAUCUUGGCCGGCAACAGUGGAGGUGGAAACAUGGCUGCAUGCUUGGCGAUCAAAGCCAGAGACGAGGGACUCACCGGAAUUGUAGCACAAAGUCUGGUGUUCCCAGUAACAUGCCACCCCAAGUUCUUCUCCGAGGUACCAAACAAGGAGAAAUAUGAGCUCUUGAGCUACAGUCAAAAUCACCAAGCUGCAAUAGUCGACAGCUAUAGAAUGGAGUUCUUUUGGGAUCAGUACGUGGGCACUGACCCCAAGCCUGACCCUGGACACUCCCCUCUUCUCCACCAGCUGAAAGACCUAAAGGGCUUGCCACCUGCAUUUGUUCAUGCGGCAGGUUUGGACCCGUUGAGGGACGAGGGUAUCGCGUACGCAGAGGCGCUCAAAGCAGCAGGAAACGAUGUGCAACUGGCUGCUUAUCCGGGGCUGCCUCAUUGUUUCUACAUGUUCGUUGGGUUCAAGCAGACAAAGGACUACUUCGAGCGUGUGAUUGGUUUUGUAAAGAAGCACGCAGAUGCAGGACCUGGGCAGGCCAAGAGUCAUAUCUAG
Molecule: messenger RNA, 1080 nt
Organism: Pestalotiopsis fici W106-1
Lineage: Eukaryota; Fungi; Ascomycota; Sordariomycetes; Amphisphaeriales; Sporocadaceae
Exons: 6
Coding region: 1-1080 (359 amino acids)
Molecular function (GO): hydrolase activity
Source: RefSeq, a predicted model, not a curated record